Eimeria mitis is the source of this 405-nucleotide messenger RNA. Its product is annotated as CAM kinase, CDPK family, putative. The transcript is spliced from 3 exons. Gene Ontology annotation, molecular function: calcium ion binding. Lineage: Eukaryota; Apicomplexa; Conoidasida; Eucoccidiorida; Eimeriidae. The record is from RefSeq and is a predicted model, not a curated record. Bases 1 to 405 code for a protein of 134 amino acids.
AUGAAAGAUAUUCCUAGCGACCUUGAACAGUUGAUGAACGACGUAGACUCCGAUGGCUCAGGUGAAGAUGUGUGCUGGGCAGCGUUUCGAGUUUUUGACUUGGACGGAAACGGCCGAAUCUCCGCUCAGGACCUAGCGCAUGUCCUAUUGAACACAGACGUACAGUCCGUAUUCCCAUCGCCUGCCUCCGUUGGCAACGGGAACUCUGCCCCGCACUCAGCAACUCCAGUGGGAGAUGACGCUCAGCGGGAAGGCCACAAAGGACUAGCACACAACCUAUCGCCCCAAGAGAAACAGCAUCAAAUGCAGCAGAUCAAGAGCAUUAUUCGUGAAGUGGACCGCAAUGGAGAUGGAGAGAUAGACUUCGACGAGUUCAUGGAUAUGAUGCGCCGGAGUACCAUGUAA